Messenger RNA from Schistocerca piceifrons (Central American locust), 432 nucleotides. RefSeq lists its product as uncharacterized. NCBI's taxonomy places the organism in Eukaryota, Metazoa, Arthropoda, Insecta, Orthoptera, Acrididae. Bases 2 to 343 code for a protein of 113 amino acids. The record is from RefSeq and is a predicted model, not a curated record. The transcript has 2 exons.
GAUGGCAGACGGGCUGUGUGUUCAGGGGACGGCGAGACGAGAGAAUGAUAUCAAAGCGAAAGACACAGUAGAUAUUCUCAAAAUAGCUCAUAAAGACUGUAUGAAGGCUAAAAACGUAACCAGUGUUAAACCGUCAUUCUAUAUUCGCGACGACAAUGGAGAAUUGUGUUCAAAUUAUCGAGUGAAUGGCGUGCUGAGCUUGGGUGUGCACGCUACGAAAAUGCUUUGUGGUGCCAACUCAGAACAUGUGGAAUUUCCAAGCCUAUGUCCAAAUGAGGGGGACAACUGUAGGAAGAAGAGAUGUGCAGAUCGCUACGACAGCUCCGAGAGCUCGGACAGGUGAGUGGUGGUUCACAGCUUGUUUGUGCCGUCAGCGGCACGCUUUCCUCCAUUGUUCUUACUGGCGACCCGUAAGUACUGUCGUUACUCGAC